This is a messenger RNA of Echinops telfairi (small Madagascar hedgehog), 8457 nucleotides long. It is a transcript of the gene ANK1, whose product is annotated as ankyrin 1. The record is from RefSeq and is a predicted model, not a curated record. Gene Ontology annotation, biological process: signal transduction. The transcript has 43 exons. Lineage: Eukaryota; Metazoa; Chordata; Mammalia; Afrosoricida; Tenrecidae. The coding region runs from base 128 to 5602 and encodes 1824 amino acids. Gene Ontology annotation, molecular function: protein binding.
GAGGGCGGCCAGAUCGGGUAAUCUGGACAAAGCUUUGGAUCAUCUGCGGAAUGGGGUAGAUAUUAACACCUGCAACCAGAAUGGGUUGAACGGCCUGCACCUGGCCUCUAAGGAAGGCCACGUGAAGAUGGUGGUCGAGCUUCUGCACAAAGAAAUCGUCUUGGAAACGACAACCAAGAAAGGGAACACGGCACUGCACAUCGCUGCCCUCGCUGGUCAGGAUGAGGUGGUCCGAGAGCUGGUCAACUAUGGCGCCAACGUCAAUGCCCAGUCCCAGAAAGGCUUCACACCCCUGUACAUGGCAGCACAGGAGAACCACUUGGAAGUGGUGAAGUUUUUACUGGAAAAUGGAGCUAAUCAGAAUGUGGCCACGGAAGACGGCUUCACUCCCCUGGCCGUGGCUCUGCAGCAAGGCCACGAGAACGUGGUGGCCCACCUCAUCAACUAUGGGACGAAGGGGAAGGUGCGGCUCCCCGCCCUGCACAUCGCGGCCCGCAACGACGACACCCGGACGGCUGCUGUGCUUCUGCAGAACGACCCCAACCCAGACGUGCUGUCCAAGACGGGAUUUACCCCACUCCACAUUGCAGCUCACUAUGAGAACCUGAACGUGGCCCAGUUACUCCUCAAUCGGGGAGCCAGCGUCAACUUCACGCCACAGAAUGGCAUCACGCCGCUGCACAUUGCUUCCCGUAGGGGCAACGUGAUCAUGGUGCGGCUCCUACUGGACCGGGGGGCCCAGAUAGAAACAAGGACCAAGGAUGAAUUGACACCUCUCCACUGUGCAGCUCGGAAUGGGCAUGUGCGAAUCUCAGAGAUCCUGCUGGACCACGGCGCACCCAUCCAGGCCAAAACCAAGAAUGGCUUGUCCCCAAUUCACAUGGCGGCUCAGGGAGACCACCUCGACUGUGUCCGACUUCUAUUGCAAUACAACGCAGAGAUAGAUGACAUCACACUGGACCACCUGACGCCACUCCACGUGGCAGCCCACUGCGGUCACCACAGAGUGGCCAAGGUCCUUCUGGAUAGAGGGGCCAAACCAAACUCCAGAGCCCUGAAUGGCUUCACCCCCUUACACAUCGCCUGCAAGAAGAACCACAUCCGGGUCAUGGAGCUGCUGCUGAAGACCGGAGCCUCCAUCGACGCCGUCACCGAGUCCGGCCUGACGCCUCUCCACGUGGCUUCCUUCAUGGGGCACCUUUCCAUCGUGAAGAACCUUCUGCAGCGGGGAGCUUCGCCCAAUGUCUCCAACGUGAAAGUGGAGACCCCAUUACACAUGGCAGCCAGAGCAGGACACACCGAAGUGGCCAAAUAUUUGCUUCAGAAUAAAGCCAAAGUCAAUGCCAAGGCCAAGGAUGACCAGACACCGCUCCACUGUGCAGCUCGCAUUGGCCACACACACAUGGUGAAGCUCCUGCUGGAGAACAAUGCCAACCCCAACCUGGCCACCACCGCCGGGCACACCCCGCUACACAUUGCUGCCCGGGAGGGCCAUGUGGAGACAGCCCUGGCCCUUCUGGAGAAGGAAGCAUCCCAAGCCUGCAUGACCAAGAAAGGAUUUACCCCUCUCCACGUGGCGGCUAAGUAUGGGAAGGGCCGCGUGGCGGAGGUGCUGCUGGAACGGGACGCACAUCCAAACGCUGCUGGAAAGAACGGCUUGACCCCGCUGCAUGUGGCUGUUCAUCACAACAACCUGGACAUUGUCAAGCUGCUGCUCCCCCGGGGCGGCUCCCCCCACAGUCCUGCUUGGAAUGGCUACACCCCUUUGCACAUCGCUGCCAAGCAGAACCAGAUGGAGGUUGCCCGCAGUCUGCUGCAGUAUGGGGGGUCAGCCAAUGCAGAGUCGGUGCAAGGAGUGACACCCCUCCACCUGGCCGCCCAGGAGGGUCACGCGGAGAUGGUGGCUCUGCUCCUCUCCAAACAAGCCAACGGCAACCUGGGAAACAAGAGUGGACUCACCCCGCUCCAUCUCGUCGCACAAGAAGGCCACGUUCCAGUGGCAGACGUGCUGAUCAGACACGGAGUCACCGUGGAUGCCACCACCCGGAUGGGUUACACGCCACUCCAUGUGGCCAGUCAUUACGGCAAUAUCAAGCUGGUGAAGUUCCUGCUCCAGCACCAGGCCGACGUUAAUGCCAAGACCAAGCUAGGAUACAGCCCCCUGCACCAGGCAGCCCAACAAGGACACACCGACAUUGUGACGCUUCUUCUGAAAAACGGUGCUUCCCCAAACGAGGUCAGCUCGAAUGGAACUACACCUCUGGCUAUAGCCAAGCGCCUCGGCUACAUUUCUGUGACCGACGUGCUCAAGGUCGUCACGGAUGAAACCAGUGUGGUGUUAGUCAGUGACAAGCACCGGAUGAGUUUCCCCGAGACAGUAGAUGAGAUUCUGGAUGUCUCGGAAGAUGAAGGCACUGCUCACAUAACUAUCAUGGGGGAAGAGCUUGUCGGCUCCAGAGCGGAGAAGCAAGAUUCCCGGGAUGCAGAUGGAGAGAAAGAGCUGCUGGAGUUUGUGCCUAAGCUUGACCAAGUGGUGGAAUCUCCAGCCAUUCCCAGGAUUCCUUGUGUCACACCUGAGACUGUGGUGAUCAGAUCUGAAGAGCCAGAACAGGCAUCUAAAGAGUACGACGAAGACUCUCUCAUCCCCAGCAGCCCGGCCACAGAGACCUCAGACAACAUCAGCCCCGUGGCCAGCCCGGUCCACACAGGGUUUCUGGUGAGCUUCAUGGUGGAUGCCCGGGGAGGUUCCAUGAGAGGAAGUCGCCACAACGGCCUACGGGUUGUGAUCCCGCCUCGGACCUGCGCGGCCCCCACGCGCAUCACCUGCCGCCUGGUCAAGCCCCAGAAGCUGAGCACGCCGCCCCCGCUGGCCGAGGAGGAGGGCCUGGCCAGCAGGAUCAUUGCCUUGGGGCCCACGGGGGUGCAGUUCUUGAGCCCGGUGAUCGUGGAAAUCCCCCACUUCGCCUCCCACGGCCGCGGGGACCGGGAGCUGGUGGUUCUGCGGAGUGAAAAUGGCUCCGUGUGGAAGGAGCACAGGAGCCGCUACGGAGAAAGCUACCUGGAUCAGAUACUCAACGGGAUGGACGAAGAGCUGGGCAGCCUGGAGGAGCUGGAGAAGAAGAGAGUCUGCCGAAUCAUCACCACCGACUUCCCCUUGUACUUCGUGAUCAUGUCCCGCCUCUGUCAGGACUUCGACACCAUCGGCCCCGAGGGCGGCUCCCUGAAGAGCACACUGGUCCCCCUGGUGCAGGCCACCUUCCCAGAGAACGCUGUCACCAAGAGAGUGAAGCUGGCCCUGCAGGCCCAGCCCGUUCCUGAUGAGCUAGUCACCAAACUCCUGGGCAACCAGGCCACCUUCAGCCCCAUCGUCACUGUGGAGCCUCGACGGCGGAAGUUCCACCGCCCCAUAGGCCUUCGGAUUCCACUCCCGCCUUCCUGGACAGACAACCCUCGGGACAGCGGGGAGGGGGACACCACCAGCCUGCGCCUGCUGUGCAGUGUCAUAGGGGGAACGGAUCAAGCCCAGUGGGAAGAUAUAACAGGCACAACCAAGCUGGUGUAUGCCAACGAGUGCGCCAACUUCACCACCAACGUCUCUGCCAGGUUUUGGCUGUCGGACUGUCCUCGGACGGCCGAGGCCGUGAACUUCGCCACCCUGCUGUACAAGGAGCUGACCGCGGUGCCCUACAUGGCCAAGUUUGUCAUCUUUGCCAAGAUGAACGACCCCCGAGAAGGACGGCUGCGCUGCUACUGCAUGACGGAUGACAAAGUGGACAAGACCCUGGAGCAGCACGAGAACUUCAUCGAGGUGGCCCGGAGCAGAGACAUCGAGGUUCUGGAAGGAAUGUCCCUAUUUGCAGAGCUCUCUGGGAACCUGGUACCAGUCAAAAAAGCUGCCCAGCAACGGAGCUUCCACUUCCAGUCCUUCCGGGAGAACCGUUUGGCCAUCCCUGUCAAGGUGCGAGACAGCAGUCGAGAGCCAGGAGGAUCCCUGUCGUUUCUACGUAAGGCGAUGAAAUAUGAGGACACCCAGCACAUUCUCUGCCACUUGAACAUCACCAUGCCCCCCUGCACGAAGGGGAGCGGAGCCGACGAGAGGAGGAGGACACUGACCCCCCUGGCCCUGAGAUACAGCACCCUCAGCGAGUCAACACUGGGUUUCCUCAGUGAGACUGACCGAGCAGACAUGAAAAUGGCUAUUAUCUCAGAGCACCUUGGCCUCAGCUGGGCAGAGUUGGCCCGGGAGCUGCAGUUCAGUGUGGAAGACAUCAACAGGAUCCGAGUGGAGAACCCCAACUCCUUGUUGGAGCAGAGCGCAGCCUUGUUGAACCUCUGGGUCAUCCGUGAAGGACAAAAUGCCAAGAUGGAGAAUCUCUACACUGCCCUGAGGAACAUUGACCGCAGUGAGAUCGUGAACAUGUUGGAGGGCUCCGGCCGACAGAGCCGAAAUCUGAAACCAGAGCGGAGGCACGCCACCGACCGGGACUACUCCUUGUCACCCUCUCAGAUGAAUGGUUACUCCUCGCUGCAGGACGAGCUGCUGUCCCCCGCCUCCCUGCACUACCUGCUUCCCUCUCCGCUGCGUGCAGACUGGAGCGAAGUGGCUGUCAUAGAUGCCAUGCCCCUGGCGGCCUCGGAGCAUGACGCCAUGCUGGAGAUGUCUGACAUGCAGGUGUGGUCUGCCGGCCUCACUCCCUCCCUGGUCACUGCUGAAGACUCCUCUCUGGAGUGCAGCAAGGCCGAGGACUCUGACGCCACCGGCCACGAGUGGAAGUUGGAGGGGGUGCUCUCGGAGGAACCCCAGGGCCCCGAGCUGGGCUCUCUGGACCUUGUGGAGGACGACACAGUGGAUUCCGAUGCCACAAAUGGCCUUAUCGAUUUGCUUGACCAGGAGGAAGGUCAGAGAUCAGAAGAGAAGCGGCCAGGCUCUCAGAGACUGGAUGACCCGACAGGUGCAGGGCAGGACUCAGAGAAUGAAGUGUCUCUUGUUUCAGGCCAGCAGAGGGUGCAAGCCCGAAUCACAGAAUACCCCACCGUGAGUCGGGUGAUGGAGAAGAACCAGGACAGACUGCAAGACUGGGAUGGAGAAGGCUCGAUUGUCUCAUACCUACAAGAUGCUGGACCAAGUUCUUGGCAAGAGGAGGUCACACAAGGCCCACACUCGUUCCAGAGAACAGUCACCACUGUCAAAGGGCUGGAGCCCGGUGGGUCUCAGGAGUAUGAGCAGGUCUUGGUGUCUGCGAUUGAGCACAUGCGGGUAGAGCAGCCUGAGGCGGAGAGCUCCCUGGCUGACAGAGAUCGGAGAGGACAAGGCCACGGAGACUGGAUGCAGGAGGCUGAGAGCGCCGUCUCCUGGAUGGUCGAGGGUAAUGAGCUUCAGAAUAUUCCAGGGGAGCAGGUGACCGAGGAACAAUUCACGGAUGAACAGGGCAACAUUGUCACCAAGAAGAUUGUUCGCAAAGUCGUGCGGCAGAUAGACUCAUCUGGUGCCGAUGACCCCCAGGUGGAGCUGAGAGGGAGUAGCCUGCAGCCAGACCUCAUAGAGGGCAGGAAGGGGGCUCAGAUAGUGAAGAGAGCCAGCCUGAAAAGGGGGAAGCAGUGAUCUCCAGGCCCCUCUCCUGGGAGUAGCCUCUUUGGAGGGUCACACCUCGACACCCAACCCCUGAACUCCACACACUCUGCCAUGCACACCGGAGGAGAGCUGGACCGGAGGGCGACAGACACGGUGCACACGUUCCUCUAGGCUCCCGGCAUGAUCUCUGUAAGAGACUUCCUUUAGUCUCCUAUUCGCAUGAACGACCGACUGUAGACGCAUGACCUACAGUCCUCAAUCCUGCCUCUAGUGACGAUCUCAGUCGGAAUCAGGAUAAACACAGCAAGCAGGGGAGAGAGAGAGAGAAAAAAAAACAUGAGCGGAAAGAAAAAGAAACACGUGCAAGAGCGAACAAGAUCGCAAGAGUGAGACAAGGGCUCUUUGUGGCUGGGGAUGGUAUUUCUUUUUCAAUCCUUUUCAUUUUGACCUCGGACAGGGUAGUUUUCUUCCAACGCCAUCUGUCAGAAAUCCAUGUGGGCUUCCUGUAAAGAAGGGAGGGGGAAAAGAAACAAACCCAGGACACUAGACAUGAAAUCAGUUUAGCCCCCAAAUCCCACGUCCCCAUCUGCCAGUCUUUCUCAUCUACCCCCACCUCCCCAUUCCACGUGUGAUUGUCCCUUCCACUCCCCAGUGGGAUCACUCCUCCCAGAACGUGCUACAUGACAUUCAGGACACACAUACACAUACACACGUUCACCUCUCCCCCAACUCAGUAUACACACAGAUUUUACUGUGAUGUCUGAAGCUGUAUAGACUCUGCUGUGGAUAAACUGGACUUUUUUUAUGUUGUCUCUCUCUCUCUCUCUCUCUCUCUCUCUCCCUCUUUCUCUCUCUCUCUGCCAGUUUCAGUAUUAAUCAUCUUCCAAUGGAAAAUCAUUACCUUUAGAGUGCAUUCGGGGUUCCUUGUGUUAGGGACUUAAGAAUCUGAGGUGAGGACCCCCAGGCUUAGCUAUAGGGCUCAACCGGAGCCAGCACCCCACCUGAAAGGGUCUUCUCUCUCAGUUGGGAGAGGGCCGGUGGCUGUCCCAGGAUUGCACCAGCAUGUUCAAUAGAGAAGAGGUUUUCUAUAUCUUCAAGCCCUUAGCUCAUAGUCUGUGUUCAAAGUGUAAACUGUACAGUAAUCAGCCUUGUGUAUAUGAAAAACAAUAAAUACUAUGCAAACCAAUAGAAACACUUUAGCAGUAUGUACAAAGCACUAACAGCUCAGCUCCGGAGGACUUCUCCAAGGCUGCGGGAGAAGGAGCUAUACAGCCUGUCCUUUUCAGUGAAAGAGGAAGGAAGGAGGGGUAGGGCUAGUGAACGGAUCUGCCAGUGCGGACACGUCGGUGACAAUCCCGAGGUCUCCCGGAGUGAACUUGGUGCUCUAACUCCAGGUGGCCGCGGGAUGGCGUGGGGGUGCGGGCGGUGAGUGUGGACCCUGGGCUCUCAGCUGGACAGCCUCAGCGUCCCCACCGAGACUGACCAAGCUCCUCUGGCCCCCACCUGGAGCGGCGGAGCGAGGGGACCACGCCUGACCGCAGGCCCGGGGACAGGAGAGCUGCUGGAGGAGCAAGCAAGCUGCACGACCAAGAGGCCCCGGGAGGAAGGAACUCGCCUUGGUGCCAACGGGGAAGAGCCUUAACGUUCCACUGGCGCCCGCCUCCCAGGCCGAGGGCGGCCCGAAUCAGCACAACGCGCCCGGCCCCCCGGGGCGGGCGCCCCCUCGGGCCAGGAGAGGGACUGGCAGGCUCUUCCCGGAGAGCCACUGCGGACGCACGUCCCGUCGCCUUCCUCCCCCGCCGCUCGCCGGGGGUGUCCCCGGGAGACGCCGAAACCUUCCAAGUAGCACAGAGCUCCCUCCGUGUCCGAGGCCCCAAGGCCCCGGUGCCGGUGACCUGCCCCAAAGAUCUCCCCGGGGAACGGGUACCGCUGACCCGCCCGCUCGCCGGGGGAAUCCCCUCCGUGCCCUCCCCGGGCCGAGUCGGGGUGCCACCAGGGGCCCGGGCGCCGCCGGCCUGCUCGGGCCGCCGGGAUCCGCGCCCUGAGCCCGCCGGGAUCCGGCCCCGACCAGUGUGUUGGCGGCGGUUUUGCUUUCGCUUUCCUAGCGGAGUGGGAGGGCGGAGAGAGCAGGUUCGAACGCGCGGCCGCCCUCCGCUCUUCCCGACGUUCGUGGAAACCAGCCUCCGGGCCCGGCCCCCGGGACUGCGCUCGCCCGGAGCCUGCUUUCCCAGCACAGCACAGCAGCCCGGCAGGGCUCGGCUGCAGCGCGGCGCCAGCGGGGAGAGGCGCCUGCUGCUCCCCAAAGCACCCCGCCCUCCCGGUGCCGCUCGAUCCGGGCCGCAGCGGAGAGGGCGGUUGCCGCGCGGAGCAGGGCGGAAGGGAGUUGGGUGAAGGCCCAGGGAAGCCAGGCGCAGGGCUCGCCCCUCUCGCCUCGAUUCUGCACCUCCCUCUCCUAGGUCGCCGCUGCAGCCGAACCCAGUAGCCCCUCUUAGAGCCCCGCGUGGGUCCCGCGGCUCCGGCUCCGCUUUGGCACCUUCUGCUCUGUCUGGCAUGGCUGCUUGGCCCGCCAGCCCCAGGCCCUCGGCGGCAUGGCUGCACGCCCCAGUUGCUAGUAGGAGCUGUUAGGGGAGGAGUUUGGGGUCUCCACCUGAUGCCUAGAGAAUGCUGCAGUCUGCACAUUAGAUGCUUUUUAGAAGUUUUGAAAUUACCUUGAUUUUUUUAAUUGUUAUGAAAAGGAAUCUUUUCUUGACUCUCUCCCACAUGCUCUGUUCUCGGGAGAGAAUGCCCCAUCCCACCCCCCCACUCUGAUGUAUAGACCAUUUAUUCUCCCUACACCAGCUGAACAAAUGUCAAAAUUAAUAAAGAAAUGGACUCAUGGCACAGGA